AUGGAAGGUCCCGUGGUGAUGACAUCGCCAAGUCAUGUCGUGCGCUCGCCGGAUGCGCAGGACUCGCCCCGGGGCCAGCGACCAACUAGAACUCGAUUGGACUUUGGGGCGGGGAAGGCGGACGCGGCGGCCCAGCAGGGCGCCCUGCCGGAAGGUGGUUGCGCGGCCGGCGCGGCGGCUCCAGACCCUGUCCGUCCGUCAGGCUCGUCCACCCCGGUGGCGCAUGCGUUCAACUACCCGCGCGGGCUCGCCCACAUCUACCUGGCGGUCGACGACUACUACCGCAACUGCGAGAGCGACCUGCAGGGCAGGUCCGCCAACCACGUCCGACAGGCCCUCGCGGCCCUCGAGAUGUGCGUGCGGGACUUCCAGGACCUGUACGACGAGCUCCAGGUCCGGGGCACGGCGCGGUCGCUCACGGGCGUCCCGGAGCUCGACGAGGGGCAGGGCGCGGCGUCGCUCCCGGCCGACUCCCCCCUGGCGCCCUCCGCACCGCCCGUGUGGACCGGCAAGGGGCGCUUCGCGGGGUCGGCGAGCGAGCCCGCGUCGCCCGCGCGGCAGGGCGGCAGCCCGGCGGCGCAGCGGUCGCCCCAGCGGCUCGAGGGCGCGAACGGCAGCGCGGCCAAGUCGCCACUGAGCGCGGGCGCGGAGAGCCCCGCGGGGAGCGCGGGGUCGCUGCUGUCGCGGCGCGCGGGGUCGCAGCGCGAGCUGCUCGUCGUGGUGGGCUCGGACGUGACCCCGUCGCAGCAGGCGCCGCUGAUCCGGGACCGCCUGAGUCAGCCCAGCAGUCGGGCGUCCGAGAGCGAGGACGUGCGGCGGCGCGUGGGGAGCAAGCUGCGGCGCGGGCGCCGGCAGCGCAUGGACAAGGAGCUCGAGCGGCUCAUGAAGCUGGCGAGGGCAGAGGACGAGCGGAGGGCCGCGCGGGCGCGCGCGGGGGGCGACGCGCGCGCGGGGCCGAGCAGCACCGAGCGCGUGCAGAUGGCGACGGAGCGGCGGCACUCGUACCUGGAGGCGGUGUCGCGGCGCGCGCGCGAGGAGUCGAUCAAGGUCGACGAGGUGCACUUCAUCCAGGAGCUCGAGGCCGAGGGGCGCGCCAACGCGCUGCGGGAGCGCGUGGGCGCGGCGGGGGCGCGCAAGGAGGCCGCGCUCGAGCGCAUCCGCAGCAAGGCGUCGACCUUCGUGGAGCGCGGCGGGUCCGCGCAGGAGCGCAAGGCGCGCAUGGAGGAGGAGCGGCUCGCGCGGCUGGAGGCCAGCGCCAAGCUCAAGGAGGCCGCGCAGCUGCGGCUGGCCGAGGAGCGCAAGCUGGCGCACCUGGCGGCGAUGCGCGCGCGGCAGGAGCAGCAGCGGGCCGCGCAGCACAAGGCCGAGCUCAACGCGGAGACGUUCCGCGAGGAGCGCCGGCGUCGGCUGGAGACGCGGCUGGCGGAGGCGGACAUGCGGCGGUCGCGGUACCUGGCGGAGAUCCGGGACCGCGCGGCGGUGGGCAAGGACACGGGCGCGCCGCGGGAGGGGGUCGCGCGCGACGGCGAGGGCGGUUCGCCGUCGGCGCGCCUCGCGGAGGGCUCCCCGCGCGCGCGCAGCGGGCAGCCGUCGCCGUCGCCGUGGACGCAGCGGGCGUCGGCGCGGGAGCGGGAGGCGUCGCCGACGCUCGCCGCGCCGGGGUCCCCGAGCGGUCCGUCGUACGACCCGCAGUGGGCGCACGCGGGGCAGAUGUGGGCGGCGGGGCGCGCGUUCCGCACCGCGGCGUCGAUGGCGAACCGCUUCAAGGGCAUGCGGCGGCGCUCGAAGAAGCUGCAGAUCCGCAUGGACGACACGCGGCUGGCGAUCCUGGCGGAGGAGCGCAAGCGGCGGCCGGCGGGGGAGAAGAUGGAGGGCGCGGGGUCGUGGACGUCGCCGCUGCUGAUCACCGCGAAGGAGCUCGAGUUGCUGUCGCAGCAGCUCAGCGGGGCGGGGUCGCACGCGGAGCGGGGGCGCGCGCAGGAGCGGCUCGCGGCGGCCGCGGGGAGCCUCGAGGGCCUCCUCGCGCGGUCCCCGCCGGACCCGCAGGGCGAGGACACGGCGCGGCUGGCCACGGCGCUGGUGCGGCUGGCCUCGUCGCCCUUCCCCAAGGGGCCGCUGCGCGGGGGCGACGCGGAGCGGGGCGCGGGCGGGAGCGAGCACGGCGGGAGCGACGGCGCGGGCGAGGCCGAGCCCGCCGCCGCGCGCCGGAAGGACGCCGAGCCCAUCGCGCUGCCGACGGCGGCGCGGCUGCUGGCGUGCGCGCUGGGCGUCCUGCGCUCGGGCCCGCGGCCGGCGUUGCGCGCGCUGCGCGAGUGCGUGCUCCCGUCGCUGGCGUCGCGCAUGGUCACGCUCGUGGACCUGGCCGUGCACCGCGACUCUUCGGAUCUGGGGUGCCUCCCGCUGCUGCCCGAGGAGGCCUCCUUCCUCGAGAGCGCGUUCGGGACGAUCGCGCGCGUGCUCUCGGCGGGGCGCGAGGAGGCGCCCGCGCUGCCGCAGGAGUGGGCGACGCUCCUGGAGCUCACGCGCGGGCAGCUGCUCGCGGCGGGGCUGGUGUACCGCGUGCACGAGGUGCUGGCGCUGUUCGAGAGCGAGGAGGCGGCGACGGCGGUCCCCGCGCACGUCGAGGCGACGCUCGAGGCGCUCGAGGCGCUGUCGGCGCCGCGGCCCGAGGACCUGAAGCCCCUGCCGCGGGACACCCCCCCGUCGUCGUGGUCGGUGGCGCUCUCGCUGAUGAUCUUCGUGAAGGAGACGCACCUCGUGCGGCUCACGUCCGUGCUGACCUCCGUCCUCCUGCGCCACCAGGCGGCCCGCGCGGAGACCCCCGGCCCCGCGCGCGACGGCGAGACGCCCAGCGCGCGCAGGGCCGGCGCGCCGCUCCCGCGCAACUUCGACUCGGUGGCGCUGCGCGUCCUGCGCACGCUCAACAACUUCGCGAUCCUCGACAUCCGCGCGGUCCAGACCCUCCUCGCCCUCCCGGACCUGCGCCUGGAGAUCCUGCACCUGCUCUCGUUCCUCCUGCAGCGGUGCUGCGCGCGCCUCGAGGACGCCGCGGGCGACACCGCGGGCCCGUCGACGCCCGACACCGCCCCGGACACGGCCCUGAACGACGCCAUGCUCGACGAGGUCCUGCGCCUCCUCGGCGCGGCCGUCCUCAUGCACCCGGGCAACCAGGCCAUGCUGCAGUGGGGCCGCACGCCCAUACUCAAGCAGCUCCUCGCCCUCCCCUCCAGCUACGCCGGGUCCGCGCGCGGCGCCGCCGUCGCGCUCCCCGCGCUGCUCGCCGCGGUCUUCGAGUGCCCGUCCAACUGCCUGCUGGUGGCCAAGGCGAGCCCGGGGCCGCGGGCGGACGCGGCGAGCCUGCCGAAGCAGCCGCCGUCGGGCGCGGCCGCGGUGGAGGCGCUGCGGCUCGAGGACAGCGCGUGCAAGACGCCCGUGUCGCCGGCGAGCGGCCUCCCGCGGACACCGGCGUCGGCCGAGGCCGAGGCGGCGCCGUACGGGCUGAACCUGCAGUCGCUGCUGCGGUACGUGACGGACGUGAAGGAGACGCUGCUCGCGGAGUACAAGCGCGGCACGGACGAGAAGGACGGGGCGGCCGCGCCGGGCACGCCCAUGGCCCGGCAGUCGGCGCGGGCGGCGCUCUGGCGGGAGGACCAGUCGGACGCGCGGUACAGCAUCUGCACGCGCUUCCCGCAGGCGCUGCUCCCGCGGGCACAGGCGUUCCUGUCCGCGUUGCUGCCAACCACCGCGUCUCCAGGGCCAGACGCAUCAUGA
Molecule: messenger RNA, 3771 nt
Organism: Pedinophyceae sp. YPF-701
Lineage: Eukaryota; Viridiplantae; Chlorophyta; Pedinophyceae
Source: the annotation of a GenBank genome assembly